AUGGCGGAGUCUACGUCCACCGCCACUAGCAGCGCUCUCAGGUUACAGGGCAAAGUAGCCAUAGUCACCGGAGGUGCCAGCGGCAUCGGCGAAGCAACGGCGUGGGUGUUCGCGGAGGAAGGAGCGCGUAUGGUGGUGAUCGGUGACAUCCAAGACGAGCUGGGGAAAGAAGUGGCGGCGUCCGUUGGAAGGCACAGGUGCAGCUACGUUCACUGCGACGUGGCAGAGGAGGACGAAGUCCAAAGACUGGUCGAAUCAACGGUCAAGGAGUACGGUCAACUGGACAUAAUGUUCAGCAACGCUGGGACCGCUAGUCCCUCCAUGCAGACGGUGACGGAGCUCGACAUGUCCCAACUCGACAGGCUGUUCGCGGUGAACGUGCGCGGAAUGGCGGCGUGCGUGAAACACGCGGCGCGUGCCAUGGUGGAGGGGCGCGUGAGGGGAAGCAUAGUGUGCACGGGAAGCGUGGCUGGUAGCGUCGGUUCCCUGUCUAGGACGGACUACACGAUGUCGAAGCAUGCGGUGUUGGGGCUGAUGCGUUCGGCGAGCAUGCAGCUUGCGGAACACGGGAUAAGGGUGAACUCCGUCUCGCCGAAUGGGUUGGUCACACCGUUGACUUGUAAAAUGUCUGGGGUGAGGGAGGAGGAGGUGCGAGAAGCUUACCGGAAAUACGCGAGACUGCAGGGAGUGGUGCUGACGCCGAAAAUGGUGGCAGACGCGGUGCUGUUUCUGGUCUCUGACGAGUCGGCGUUCGUGACUGGCCUUGAUCUUAAGGUGGACGGCGGCUUUACUUACGGCGGGCAGUGA
Molecule: messenger RNA, 807 nt
Organism: Sphenostylis stenocarpa
Lineage: Eukaryota; Viridiplantae; Streptophyta; Magnoliopsida; Fabales; Fabaceae
Source: the annotation of a GenBank genome assembly